AUGUUACUAACACGCCUGCAGAGAACAUCCGGCAGAGACAUACUGGAUGUUGUCCUAUGGCCCAGAAGGAGACAUAGAGAGCGGAUCUCACCCUGGAGAAGUGCCCGGCGGCGCAGCGGGAAGCCACCUCCGUACCCUACCUCAACGACAAGCUGGAGCGAGGUGUCCAACAAGGAGUCCCUUUCCCAGACGGAGGAGAGGAACAGACAGCUGCAGGAGCGUUUAGAGCUGGCUGAGCAGAAGCUGCAGCAGACCAUCAGGAAGGCGGAGACUCUGCCCGAGGUGGAGGCGGAGCUAGCACAGAGGGUGGCGGCCCUCACCAAACCUGACGCCUCGGGCUCUAAGGAUGUCAAGGCACAGAGCAAGGCGGAGGAGCGUCAUGGCAACGUGGAGGAGAGGCUGAGGCAGAUGGAGGCUCAGCUGGAGGAGAAGAACCAGGAACUCCUCAGGGCACGCCAGCGGGAGAAGAUGAACGAGGAUCACAACAGGCGUCUGUCGGAGACGGUGGACAAGCUGCUGUCAGAGUCCAACGAGAGGUUACAGCUUCACCUCAAGGAGAGGAUGUCUGCCCUGGAGGACAAGAAUGCCCUCAUAAGAGAUCUGGAUCACACUAAGAAGCUGAUUGAGGCGGCACACCAUGAGAAGGAGCAGCUACUGAUCCAGAUUGAGACGAUGCGGGCAGAGAACGAUCAGGGCAGGAGCAACUCACUGCUGCACCAUGGGCGGUCUCACCUAGGCAGCACCCCAGACUUCAGGUACCCGGUGUCGGCCUCCUCCAUGAUGGACAGCCACUCGGACCACUACGGCAGCGCGCUGGUGCUGAGGCGGCCCCAGAAGGGGCGGUUUGCCGCGCUACGGGACGAACCCUCCAAGAGACAUGUCCAGACUCUGAAUGAACAGGAGUGGGAGCGUGUGCAGCAGGCUAAUGUUCUGGCCAACGUUGCUCAGGCGUUUGAGUCUGACCUGGACACGUCCGACCUGGAGGACGAUGAGCGCGAGACCAUCUUCAGCUCAGUGGACCUGCUGUCCCCCGCCGGCCAGGCCGACGCCCAGACCCUGGCCCUCAUGCUGCAGGAGCAGCUGGACGCCAUCAACAACGAGAUCAGGAUGAUUCAGGAGGAGAAGGAGAACACAGCCAUGCUGGCAGAGGAGAUGGAGAGCCGGGUGGGCAGUGGGGACAGCCUGGGGGGCAGUCGCUUCCGCUCCAUGAGCUCCAUCCCCCCCUCCUCCAUGGGGGGCUCGUCGCCCCCCGGCUCAGGCUCCUCCACCCCGCGACGCAUCCCCAACCGCAGCCCCAACCGAGAGGUGGACCGCAUGGGAGUCAUGACCCUGCCUAGUGACCUGCGCAAGCACCGCAGGAAGUCUGCCCAGGACGACAAGGCCACCAUCCAGUGUGAGACGUCUCCCCCCAACUCCCCGCGCUCCAUGCGCCUACACAAGGGGGCCAUCCACACUGCCAGCCAUGAGGACAUCAGAGACAUCCGCAGUAUGGCCACCCUACAGGACGGCCAGGGUAGUAACCCCAGCAGCAGUAAUAGCAGUCAGGACUCUCUGAACAAGGCAGCCAAGAAGAAGAGCAUCAAGUCCUCCAUCGGGCGCCUCUUCGGCAAGAAGGAGAAGGGUCGGCCAGGCCCCCCAGGGAGCAAGGAGUUCCCUGGCAGCCAAGCUGGUACCCCCGAGGCGGAGACCUCUCCCCAGGAUGCACUGGGGCUGGGCAAACUGGGCGGCCCCGCUGAGAAGAACAGGAAACUGCAGAAGAAUCCAAAGACAGGGCAUGAGUUGCUGGAGGAGGCUCGCAGGCAGAGUCUACCCUUCGCCCAGUGGGACGGCCCUACUGUAGUGGUCUGGUUGGAGCUGUGGGUGGGUAUGCCAGCCUGGUAUGUGGCGGCGUGUCGUGCCAAUGUGAAGAGCGGUGCCAUCAUGUCUGCCCUGUCGGACACAGAGAUCCAGAGGGAGAUUGGCAUCAGUAACCUCCACCGCCUCAAACUGAGACUGGCCAUCCAGGAGAUCAUGUCCCUCACCUCCCCCUCUGCACCCCCCACCUCCAGAACCUCCACGGGGAACGUGUGGGUCACGCACGAAGAGUUGGAGUGCCUUGCAGCCAUACCCCCCACGGAAGAUGCCGAGGGCAGCUGGGCCCAGACGCUGGCGUACGGAGACAUGAACCAUGAGUGGAUUGGUAAUGAGUGGCUGCCCAGCCUGGGUCUGCCCCAGUACCGCUCCUACUUCAUGGAGUCCCUGGUGGACGCCCGCAUGCUGGACCACCUCACCAAGAAGGACAUGAGGGGACAGCUCAAAAUGGUGGACAGUUUCCACAGGAACAGUUUCCAGUGUGGGGUGAUGUGUCUGAGGAGACUGAACUACGACAGGAAGGAGCUGGAGAGGAGGCGUGACGAGACCCAGCUGGAGCUGCAAGGUAACAGCUGGGAUAACGACGUGCUGGUGUGGAGCAACGAGCGGGUGAUCAGCUGGGUGCAGGCCAUGGGGCUGAAGGAGUACAGUAACAACCUGCUGGAGAGCGGCGUGCAUGGCGCCCUGCUGGCCCUGGAUGAAACCUUCGACCACAACGCCCUGGCCCUGCUGCUACAGAUCCCCACCCAGAACACACAGGCCAGAGCAGCUCUGGAGAGAGAGUACAGCAGUCUGCUGGCCAUCGGCACAGAGAGGAGACUGGAUGAGAAUCUCUUCCAGGAUGAUGAUAAGAACUUCCGGCGCACCCCCUCCUGGAGGAAGAAGUUCCGGCCCAAAGACGCGCGGGGGAUGUCCCCGGGCUCAGCCGACACCCUGCCUGCCAACUUCAGACUGACCAAUAGCAACGCAGCGUCCCCCUCCAUGCAGCCAAAGAGGAGCCCCAUGGACGGGGGUCAGUCUGCAAUACAGAGGCUGGACACUGCCACAGUCAGGACCUACUCCUGCUAACACCACACACGUUUAUCCUCAUUAUUUGUAUAGGUGACUGCUGGUUGGAGGAUGAGGGGUGUGAGUUCCCCUCCACCAGGAGCAGCUGCUGACCCUGCGACGACACUUCAACAGAGUUUUAUUGUUAUUAUAGAUAUAAAAGAACUAGCAACCACAUCACCAAUCUCUAUUUAUGUAAGCAAGCUGGUGGGACAUUUCAUUGAUUUUACAUUUGUUAUGUAUCUCUCUCUUUCUUCACCCCACUCUCCCACCUAAAUCGAAAUAUCCCUCUUUUCUAAACCUUUUCCUACUGUGCCCUUAUCAAGGUUAACUCUCAGAUGUAACUGAAUGUUUUUCGACGGUCUGGAGUGUGUAUAUUUAUAUCAACAGACAUUAUCUAAUCUUUUUUAUAUAUAUUCCUGAUCUUGUAUUGACAAGAUGUACGUUUUGUAUUUCUUUCUCUCCUCAGCUUUUGUUUUUAAUCAUUGAACUGAUGCUCAAGUGACUUUAAUAUGUGACAUUUUAACUGAAUUGUAUCCCUUUCCCUUCUGCCCCAGUCUCUUGUUGUCUUCAAGCAUAUCAAUGGUGAUUAUUUGUAAAUGCAGCUCUUAUAGGACAAUGAGGAUAUGUGAAUAUCAGAAAUAUUGCUGGAGUUCUGACUGACUUUGUUUCACAAACUGCUGUGGUCGCUAAGCACCGGGCGGACCGUAACCACAACAAGGCCCUUGGUAACCUUGGUGACAGGUGACAUGUGAAACAACUCUUUUUUUUUUGUUCUUUCUGGUGAAACCAAACCUGAAAUACUAAAA
Molecule: messenger RNA, 3707 nt
Organism: Coregonus clupeaformis (lake whitefish)
Lineage: Eukaryota; Metazoa; Chordata; Actinopteri; Salmoniformes; Salmonidae
Product: liprin-alpha-1
Biological process (GO): synapse organization
Cellular component (GO): presynaptic active zone
Molecular function (GO): protein binding
Source: RefSeq, a predicted model, not a curated record